Marasmius oreades (fairy-ring Marasmius) is the source of this 3609-nucleotide messenger RNA. RefSeq lists its product as uncharacterized. The record is from RefSeq and is a predicted model, not a curated record. Gene Ontology annotation, molecular function: protein binding. Lineage: Eukaryota; Fungi; Basidiomycota; Agaricomycetes; Agaricales; Marasmiaceae. Gene Ontology annotation, cellular component: nucleus; cytoplasm. The coding region runs from base 202 to 3504 and encodes 1100 amino acids. The transcript has 4 exons.
AAGCACCCCACACGACCCUCAAAACGUCGUCCUCAUCGUCCUCGACGUCCUUUAGAGGGGGCUCAAUCCCAGUUCUCCUUUGUCCCCUCAACUACCUCGCUCCGGCUACGCCAGGCUUUGAAACAGAUCCGGUCAGGCAACAAUAACAAUCAAUCUCCCUUGAACCACAACCACCAUCAUCCCUCCUUGGCUUCUUGCCUAAUGCCUGUCCCUUUACGGGCCAAUGCCAACCACAAGGUGUACAAUGUGGUCACUGACUUCGCCAACUUCGACCUCCAUUCUGCCGCUGCAUCUGGCAACCAAGGUCUUGUAGAGUAUGCACUGUCUCGUGGACAACCGAUUAACUCGGUCAUUGAUGGUGUACUUCCACUUCACGCUGCCUGCGCGGGCGGGCAUGAGCAGGUAGUGAAAGUUCUCAUCGACCAUGGUGCAGAUGUAAACGCCCCGAGGUUACCUCGACGCUACUCGAACGAGAAGAACAAUACAACAGCACCCAUACAAGGCACCACCGGCUCAACCCCCCUUCAUUUCGCUGCUGCCAAUGGAAAUAAGAACGUCAUGAUGUCGCUUCUCCUUCGUGGCGCCCAUCCAGGUCUUCAAGAUAAGCACGGUUUUACGCCUGCGGCACUGGCGGAGCAGCACGGUUGGGUGGAAUGUGCAGGUCUCUUAACGGAAUGGAUCAAAAACAAAGACCGCGAUCUACGUGAAAGAGAGACCAACAUCGGCGGAGCAGACGAGUUUGGCCAGAAGUACGGGAGCCUCGGAAACCGAGAGAAGGACUCGCUAGGUAAUGAAGAGGAUGCAGGGGGUCCAGCCCGCAAGCGCAUACAAGUGAAGCGGUCAGUUGACACUGCCCUAAAUAAGUUCAAAGCUUCGGGUGGCCUGGUGGCCCCGCAAAAAAACUCGCCGGCACCAUCGUCCUUCACAAGUCAAGCACCAUUACUCACUCCCCCAACAUCACCGAUAAGGCAGAGAAGAGAUUCCUCCCCUUCUCACUCCGAGGACAGUGACUAUCCAGAUUCAUUUGACCCCGGCAGACGACGGCCUUCUCUACCCCAAGUCCUCAAUCCUCCUCCCGCCCUCUCGUCAUCUAAUCAUCCGCUGCGUAAUUAUAAGUCCGCAACCCUCGUAAAAGCUCCACGGAGCCCAAGGAGGCCGCGUUCUGCAGGUAAUGGUGCAGAACCAGAAGGUGAUGCCGGUUCGACAAAGACUCAUACCAGAAAGUUGGGCACGAAACUAUCCCUGCUGAACCUUUUCAAGAAAGGGAGUGAUAUGGGUGGCAUUCCUUUGGAAAGAACUUCCUCCACCCAUGUCUCAAGUUCCUCGUCCAUGCCUAUCAGCGUGCCUUCCAGCCAGAUGUCCUCUUCCUGGAACGUUUCAUCACUAUCAAAUUCCCCCAAGCAAAUGCUCUUUUCAGAAAGUAAAACUUCUACUGGGCCUCUUCCUCGAUCAGGCUAUCGGUUCGGAAGCAGUGGCGCUCCUAGUCGGCAAAAUUCCCCAUCCAUGUCUUCGUCGUCUAUACCACAGGUGUCCCCUCAGAAUGCCAAGACUUCCCCACAUCUGUAUACACCCACUCGUCAUACGGGACCGUUAGCAGUUGAUCUUCAUAAUGCUCUUGCUACACAACAGUAUCAAACACAAAGCCGGGCAAGGUCAGGGUCCAACGGCAGUGCGAUAGGCCUUGGGAUAACUUUUGACGGGCCAGAUGACGGCGGUGGAUCAUUAUCUAGCAGCCCACUGAAUCGAAUUGCCAUGCAUCGCAUGCGGCCAGGUCAUGUUAGAGACCGUUCGGGGUCAGGCGCCAGUAACAGAAAUAUACAGGUUUUCGACGACGAAGUAAUCAUUCCUGAUUCUUCUAACGGGAAAGGAAAUUCCAGACCAGGAAUUCUGAGAGGUCAUCAUCGAACGUCGUCGACGGGGCAGACCAGCGUUCUGCGAGCGCUGAGAUUUGAUUCGUCCUCGAGUACGUCUUCGCGGAGGGAUAGAGAUGGUGACCACCCACCUCUAAGAGGGUGUACGAGCGCUAGCUCUCUCAGGAGAAACGUAGAACCUUCGCCGAAUAGAAACCUAACAUCAACUCCUACCCGGGUACCGGAUUCUGCACCACCUACCAUGGGAGAUUUCGAGAGCAACCCAGGUGACCGCAGUGGGAUUGGAGAUGACGGUUUUGAUGAUGUCGACGAACCAUAUUAUGGACAACCUCUUGAGGGACCCAUAGGCAGUACUCAAACGAGAACCCGUGGAUCAUCUUUUGCUUCCUCCAAUUCGUCCUUGUCGCCGGUCCUUUCUGCCGCGGAUUUGGUCGCCACAGCUACCAUUGACUCUGAGUUUCCCUUCAGUAUCAACCGACCACCACCGAUGUUAGACGACACUGGCGCUGAUCAAGUUGCCACUACGGGCUCUCAGCUUCUGAGAGUACCGCCUGAUGGGCGUGGGAGAGGUGAUUCUGUAAGCAGCACAAGCACCACCGACAGUGCUCAUAAUCCGGCUCUAAGUGCAAGUGGUACUACUAGCGCCAGCGGUGGGAGUGCAACUGUCACUACUCCUUUACGAUCCCCUGAAAUUAGCUCCUUCCUAGACCUGUCCUUGGAUUCACCCAAAUCACCGAACUACGACGCCGUGUCCGACCCCAUGGUGGAAGGUUAUAAGACCAAUGUUGGUACACAUGACAGGGCGGUCACCCUCAAUGAACGCCGCUCACGGUCACCUCUAGGAAUCGAUAUGAGUCUAGCAGCAUCGCAUGCGAGGGCGGAAAGACUUGUUCAGCAAAAGAAGGCAGACAUUCUUUCUGCGCAUGAUGCUGAUCUUUUGGACGGCGACAGUGCUGGGCAGGUGCCGCUGAGUGCUAGGUUGGCUGCACUGGGAGAGAGUUUGGAGCUUGAAAGGAAGUUGAGGGAACGAAAACACGCAGAGGAGAAGAAGGUUACAUCUGGAACACCUCCGAAGGCUCCGAGAUUAUUACGAGACAGCUUGGACACUGUCACAACGAGCACGUCUGGGGCUGGUGUCAUUCGUCAAUCUAGUCUCAACACUGGACCGAGUCAUCGAAAGAAAGAGCCCAAGAGACCUCAUACGAGCAGUGGAACGGCCUCUCCAACCACUCCCGAAACCCUCAGCACUCUCGUUGUUACUACGAAGGUGGAAAGAACAAAACCUAGUCAUCACUUAUCGCAUUCCGCUUCUGCCGUAGAAAUAUCUCCUAUCCUGGAUCCAGACCUCGUCAACAGCACCAGGACACGUUCUCGCACCCCCGAUUUAGCGGAUUUGGACAGCAAUCUCAGUCGAAUGAGCUCCUUAGAAGGUAUGGAAACCGACACAGACCUGGGCCCUUCUUUAUACCGAGUCAAGACUGCCCCACAUUCCGCGUCUUCCAAAAGUCGACGCGAACGAGAUCUUGCCAGCGCGACGAAGCUGACAAGGAUGGGUAUUACGCCCAAUGCGCCCUCACCCCCCAAACGUUUUGGCGGCCUUAGAUCCCUGGUGCAGACACUAAAGGGUAAAUGAUCGCUCACCAAAUAUCGGAUCUUCCAUGUUCUUUUCACUACUUUUUUUAAUCUGUUUGGCUGUGGGCUGUUGUAUCAUAACUUUUUUCUGUAUGGUAUUGCUAUC